This is a messenger RNA of Diutina rugosa, 3033 nucleotides long. RefSeq names its product replication factor C subunit 1 (gene RFC1). The transcript has a single exon. Gene Ontology annotation, biological process: DNA replication; DNA repair. The record is from RefSeq and is a predicted model, not a curated record. Bases 1 to 3033 code for a protein of 1010 amino acids. Lineage: Eukaryota; Fungi; Ascomycota; Pichiomycetes; Serinales; Debaryomycetaceae. Gene Ontology annotation, molecular function: ATP hydrolysis activity; ATP binding; DNA clamp loader activity. Gene Ontology annotation, cellular component: nucleus; DNA replication factor C complex.
AUGGUGAGCAUAGACGACUUUUUCUCUAAGAAAAGCGGGGCCAAGAAACGGCUGGCGCCUCCUCCACAGCCGCUGGCACUGGCGGAACCAUCCGGCGACCCCAUUGUCAUCUCCGACUCCGACCAAGAGCCAGAAUCGAGCCAACCACCGCCGUCGAAACGGGCUAAACCCGCUGCGAAACCAGCAGCCAAACCCGCGGCCAAACCCGCAGUGAAAGCUGAAUCAUCGACUAAAGCCCUGACUAAACUGGCGGCAGACGUGCUUGCCAGCCUCCCCGAUGCUGAUUUAAGCGGAAUUAGUGUCAGCACUGCCUCAUGGCGCGAUGGGCCGUCGCUGGGCAAUUCCGGCUCAGGCGAGGUGAUUGAUAUUCCUGAGGCGGCACCUAAUUGUCUUACGGGGCUUACCAUUGUAUUUACGGGUCAGUUUACUAAGUUUGAUCGCGAACAGGCCGAGGCUACGGCACAACAAUACGGCGCUAAAGUCACGAAACUGAUUCUGGGACGAACGCUGUGUGUGGUGGUCGGUGACGAAGCGGGACCGUCGAAGAUUAAGAAGAUCAAUGAGCUUGGUACUAAGGCACUCGAUCAGGAUGGCUUUCUUCAGCUUCUAGCAGAAAUGCCUGCUGAAGGUGGUGACAGUAAAGAAGCAGUCAAAGCUCGUGAAGCUCGCGAGAAAGAAGCAGAAAAAGUUGAAGAAAUGGCGGCUGCCUUUGAUGAACUUGAAGAGCUUGAGAAUUUGACGAAAGCCCCGUCUAAACCUAGAGCUAAAUCUAAGGCUACUUCUUCCACCAAUGCAUCCUCGUCAUCAUCUUCGGGACAAUCUAAACAAGUGGAUGUACAUGAAAUCAUUGCCACCAUACCCGAUGCCGUGCUUCCUGACGUUGACCCGUCGCAGAAGCCAAACUUCUUCGCUAAAAAGGAGUCUGGUGGUGGCGGUGGCGAUGUUCCCGAGAUUCCCGAAGCCGCUCCCAAUUGUCUUACGGGGCUUACGAUAGUGUUCACCGGUACUUUGCCGACAAUGGACCGCGACACUUCCAAAGAGCUUGCUACCAAAUAUGGUGCUCGCGUCACCGGACUGAUUCUGGGAAAAACUGAUAUAGUGGUAAUUGGCGACGAGGCCGGUCCGUCAAAGAUCGAAAAGAUCAAAAAGUUGGGGAUCAAAGCCAUCGACGAAGAUGGGUUCAUCGAGCUUUUGCGUAAAAUGCCUGCUGAAGGUGGUGAUGGUGACGCAGCCAUCAAGGCAAAGCAGAAGCGUGAUGCUGAGGCUGAAGCUGCACUUGAAGAAGCCGCCAGAGACGCCGCUCAGGCCCGUCAACAGGCGGCGGUUAGCGACGUGCCGGAGUCCGCUCAGUUAUGGACAUCUAAAUACGCUCCCAGAGAUGUGAAGCUGUUGUGUGGUAACAAGGGACAAAUCAGCAAGUUGACGGAGUGGCUCUCGACGUGGUUUGAGACUAAACGGCGCGGGUUCACGUUUAAGGGCAAUCUGUUCCCCGCAGUGAUGCUCAGUGGUCCUCCUGGGGUCGGUAAGACUAGUGCCGCCCACAUUGUCGCCCGGCUGCUUGGGUAUGAUGUGGUGGAGAAGAACGCCAGUGACGUGCGGCUGAAAAAGUUGCUCAAUCUGGAGCUUAAACUGGUGUUGGAUAACACCAGUGUGGUGGGUUUUUUCCACAAACGGGCGGUGAAUGCUGGUGAAGCGCCAGCAGAAAACGUCGACAAUAAGCAGAAGUUCGUGCUUAUUAUGGACGAAGUCGAUGGUAUGUCUACUGGUGACCACGGCGGUGCCGGGGCGCUUGCAGCCUUCUGCAAGACGACGCUGAUGCCGCUCAUUCUCAUUUGCAACGACCGCUCUUUACCCAAGAUGAGAGUAUUUGAUUUUAAAGUGCUUGAUCUCCGGUUCCAGCGGCCUAAGGAGGCUGAGGUGAGGCUGAGACUCAUGAUGAUCGCCCACCGUGAGAAGAUUAAGCUUGAGCCACUGGUGAUUGCCCAAUUGUGGCAGGCUACCGGUAGUGAUAUGCGCCAGAUGAUCAAUCUUAUGCUGCACGUGCUGACGACACUGAAGCACAUUGGCCUGGGCGGGUCGAAGGAGUUAGCUCAACAGUGGAAAAAGCAGGCUCCGCUUAAGCCUUUUGACAUCACCCCGCGGUUAUUGGGCGGUCAGAUUUGGCUCCCACAACUGCAACACACGUUGAACGACAAGCUCGACUUGUUCUUUGGUGACAUGGAUUUGAUCCCCCUUAUGAUCCAAGAGAAUUAUAUCAACAAUAACAUUCUGGGGGUGGCCAAGGGGCUGAAGCAGGAGCUUUUGCGCAUUUCGGAAGCGGCCGACUCCAUCUCCCAGUCGGAUAGAGUCGGCGCCAUGGUCAGAGGCAGUGAGCCCCAGUGGUCGCUCUUGCCGUUCAUGGGGAUCAUGUCGUCGAUCGUACCGCUGUCGAAGGUGGCCGGGCUGCCUGGUGGGCGCAUCGACUUCCCCAAAUGGUUGGGCCAGUACUCGAAGACCAACAAGUUCCAGCGCAUGCUCCAAGAGCUCUACUACCACACCCGGUUGCUGACACUGACGGACAAGGUGCUGUUGCGGCUUGACUACAUGGGCGACUUCCAACAGGCGUUGCUGAAGCCAUUGCUCGCCAAAGGCGAAGAAGGCAUUGAAGAUGUCAUCGAGACUAUGGACCUGUACUACAUGACCAAAGACGACUACGACAACAUCAUGGAGUUUGGCAUUGGGCCCAGCACCAACCCUGUGGCCAAGGUGCCCACCAAGGUGAAGUCAGCGUUCACCAGGGCCUACAACGGGCGCACCCACCCCACCGCCAUCUUCAAGACGGGUAACCUGACGGCGGCAGCGACGCGGGCGCCGAAACAACGGGUGGACUUUGAUGACGUCGUCGAGGACGACACCGUCGACGACAAGCCCGAGGUAGAGGAAGACAGCGACGAAAUCGACGCGAAGAAGGACAAGUUGAUCAAACAGGUGAAGCGCAAAAAGCCUGCGGCAAAGUCGGCAACGACGGCGAAGAAGCGCAAAACUGCCAAAUAA